UUAAGAAAAUGAAUGCAAACAGACAACACACAAUCAAUUAAGAAAACAUCUUCACCAAGUUGACAAUGCAUGCACAGCAUGUAGCUGAAUGGAACAAAGAGGAGGAAGAAAAUGAUCAUUUGCAAAAAUAUGGACAAAUGGAAAUAAGAGAGAAGAAUAUAUCUGAGGGGGAGGAGAGUGAAGACAGCGGUGCUAUGGGGAACAGAGUUACAGCCCAACAGAUUACAUGUUGUAGGAGGAGUCAGAGGGCCUGAACAUCCAACAGGAUAUAAGUCACCAUGUAACAUCAGCAACAUCAGACUGGAAGCUCCAGUUCAAAGUCAAGAAGAUUCACAUAGAAAUCAGAUGAUCUACACAACUGCACCAGGUCGGAGACAUGGCUUCAGAUUACAAGACAAUUGCAGCUCUGGGUCGACCUUUCACCUUAGGGAUGCUGUAUGAUGCUCAGAGAAAUAAACUGAUCCCAGGCACCACAUUGUGGGAUGAUAAAACUCUACGAGAAAAAACAUGUGAGAUCCCUCAGCUCGGCAGUGAAUUUCAAAUUACUUCAUCUGAUUCUGCUGAGGACAAGUCUAACUCUUUGGGUGUUGAGGCAUCUCUUGGUGUCAGUUUCUUGUUUGGACUGGUUGAUGUUUCAGGAUCUGCCAAGUAUCUGUAUGAUUAUAAAACAUUCAAGAAUCAGAGCAGAGUAAUACUUCAGUACAAAGCUACCACUCACUACAAACAAUUGUCAAUGACUCCAGAUGAAAUCAAUAACAUCCAACUACCAGAAGUUAUUGAGACAGGCUUGGCAACCCAUGUUGUAGUAGGCAUCCUUUAUGGGGCAAAUGCUUUCUUUGUGUUUGACAGUGAGAGGUUAGACUCUGACAGUGUUCAUGACUACCAUGGAAAGAUGGGAGCUGUGAUCAGGAAGAUUCCUACAUGUAGUGUUCAUGGGGAAGUUGGCGUCAAUCUGACUCCAGAAGAAAAAAGCCUGACAGAAAAAUUCUCUUGCAAAUUCUAUGGAGACAUUCUUCUCCAACACAAUCCCACAACAUUUCAGGAGGCAGUGAGUGCCUAUGCAAAACUUCCACAGUUGUUUCACAGCAAUGUAGACAAUGCUGUUCCACUGAGGGUCUGGCUGAUGCCUCUGACAAAUCUUGAUUCCAAAGCUCCAAAGCUGAAUUGUGAGAUCACUGUUGGAGUGUUAAGAAAAGCUCAAGAAGCUGUAGAAGAUCUGAGGCAGAUGGAAAUGAGAUGCAAUGAUUUUCUGGAAGACAGAGUGGUAGGGAAUUGUCCACCCAUUCAGAAAGAAUUGAAGUGUUUUCAAAAAACAUGCACUUAUUACCAAUCUAAACUCCAGAAGAUGUUGGAAGAUAACCUUCUGGGACACACUGGAGAAGGUAAAGAAGCUGAGGAACUACUCUUUGAAAACAGAGAAAAGUCACCAUUCAGUCACGAAAAGUUAAGCAAAUGGCUGAAUAAUAAAGAGAGAGAGAUCAAUAUCAUCAAGUCCUGUGUAGAGAUGAUGGAGGGGGAAAAAAUGGAGAUAGAGACAAAGAUAAAGAUGGUCCCAAAUCAGUCAGCACUGGAUAGAGAGGUUCUUGCACCAGGUGUAGAUCAUGUUCUUUGCUAUGUUUUCACCUCUCUGGAAAGUAAUGAUCGCUACCUUAAGGAGUUGGCUGAGUACACUGAUGCAUUUAAAUUGUGUGAAUUAAAAUCCAUAAAUGCAUUCCCGUUAGUAGAAAAUACAUGUGCCAUGUCAUACACACCCGAGUGGUACUUCACAGACAACGUAAUCACCAAAAUGAGAGAGAAGGCCAGAGCUUUCCAUGGCCUCGCCAAGGCACUGAAGAACAACAGCAGAUUCAGUUUCUGUGUAGCAGCCAUAGCAAAUAAAGACCACCGAGGAGCAACCAUCUACCACUACAAAGAUGGCAUUCUGGUCACUGAUCAUUUUUCGGCCCCUGAGAUCAGUGAUCCGGAGAGUAUCAACGACAGAAAUGCUCUCAUCUGGUAUACCUGUGAGCUCACCUUGAACCCAGACACAGUCAACGGUUACCUCACUCUUUCUGAUGACAACAAGGAGGUGACACAUGGAGAUUGGCAGAAAUAUUCUGAUCUCCCAGAAAGGUUUGAUAAAUGUCUUCAGGUGCUGUGCAAAGAAGGGCUGACUGGGCGCCAUUACUGGGAGAUAGAGUGGAGUGGUGGUUAUGAUGCUGUGGUCGGUGUAGCUGUUACAUACAAAGGAAUCUGCAGGAAAGGAGACAAUGCACUAAGCAAUUUUGAAAAAAAUUCUACAUCCUGGUUCUUUGGCAAAAAUGACAAAGAAUUCACAGUGUCAGACACUCUGAAGAAUGACCAGAGUAUCCCUUUACCCCCUGCUGGCUGCAAACGACUUGGGGUGUAUCUGGACUGGCCUGAAGGCACUCUGUCCUUUUACAAUGUCACCUAUAAAACGCUGAGUCACCUCUACACUGUCAGAAACCUCAACUUCUCUGAGCCUGUUCACCCAGGGUUCAUGGUUAAGAACCAUGCAUAUGUGAAGCUCUGUUCAGUUGAAAUAUGAACUAUGAAUAAUCCUAGACCCAGCUGUAAACAGCUGUAUCCAUAUGUUUAAAGACAUGUGGUCUAUUGGUGUAUGAUACAAAUCAUAAUUGUGAACAAACUGUCUCUUUAAAAAGCACUGUAUUGAACCUUAGAGCUGUAUGUUAAACAGAAUUUACUGGUAAUCAAAAAAGGGAAAGGGAUUUUUAGUGUUAGAUUUUAUUUGUAAAGCCAGGGAGAGGAGAGGAGGAGAGGAGAGGUUUUUUUUUUUUUUUUUUUUUUUUUUGAAUGUAAAGUUUUGUAUAAUAUCCUAUUUUCUUCCCUAACAAGUGUUGUUUUAUCUCCUCAAUGGAGGUUUGAGGUUAUAUAUCUUUUUUUUUUUUUUUUUUUUUUUUUUAGGGCUGGCUUUGUAGCCAUUUGAGUUUGUGACAUUAACUUAGCAGUCAAUUUCUUGUUAUUAAUUUACAGUGUAAGGGUAGAUUACAGAAUUGUUCUUUAUAUUGUUUUUCAAUAAUAUUACUGACAUUAACAGGUUUUUAACAGGUGAUUCUGGCCUUCUGCAAUGUUCUCUUUUGUUGUGCCUUUUUUUUUUCUUUUUAAGUAAGUAUUGUGGAAUACAUUCAUUUGCUGUGAUGUUCUGAGGAGAGAGGCACUGUUGAAAGCUGAUGUAUAUCAGCCUGAAGCUCCUCUGUUUUGAAUGGUCUGCAAAUGCUGCUAAUAUUCAAUAAAAUGGAGACCUGA
Lates calcarifer (barramundi perch) is the source of this 3267-nucleotide messenger RNA. Its product is annotated as stonustoxin subunit beta-like. Lineage: Eukaryota; Metazoa; Chordata; Actinopteri; Centropomidae. Gene Ontology annotation, molecular function: protein binding. The record is from RefSeq and is a predicted model, not a curated record. The transcript is spliced from 5 exons. Bases 377 to 2548 code for a protein of 723 amino acids.